Molecule: messenger RNA, 1439 nt
Organism: Physcomitrium patens
Lineage: Eukaryota; Viridiplantae; Streptophyta; Bryopsida; Funariales; Funariaceae
Product: protein MRG1
Biological process (GO): chromatin organization; regulation of DNA-templated transcription
Cellular component (GO): nucleus; histone acetyltransferase complex
Source: RefSeq, a predicted model, not a curated record
ACGACGAACAAUUUUCGCACCCAGACUCGGAGAAUAAUCAAAUCUCCUGCCGUUAGGGUUUCGCUGCUGCUUGCCCCACUCGGAAUCCAUUCUGAGUAUUGCCGCUGUCGGAUUGGAUCGUGGUACGUGACGCCUCAUGGUUUCUGGUUCCGUGCGUUCUCUGGUUCCCUGCGUGUCAGCAUAUCCAUCGAGCUCUAGACCGUUCGUUUUGGUGCAAUACUGCGACUAUUGUGCUCGUUUUAGCUGCCGUAGAAUUCCCGUGAAUGCUUUUGGAUGACAAAUCGAAUCGGGCUGCUUGGUCUGUUACCUUGAGGGGUGCACGUAGUUGCUGUUUGUGGCGUAACAUCGAAAGAUUGCUGUAUCCAGCGAACUGUGUGUUGCGGUGGUCCGGGUUCCGAACAGCGAAAAUUUUGAUGCAAAGUCAGCGUGAGGAAUGGGAAGUUCGUCGGAUGUGUUGACGGAUGAAGCUGAAGACAGUGGGGAUGAGAAUGUCGAUACCGGUCAGUUCAAGGAAGGCGAGAAAGUUUUAGCCUAUCAUGGCCCUCUUAUCUACGAUACAAAAAUUCAGAAAGCUGAGUUUCGGAAGAAGGAAUGGAAAUACUUCGUGCAUUACCUGGGAUGGAGUAAGAACUGGGACGAGUGGGUUGGUGCGGACAGAUUGAUGAAGCCAACGGAGGAAAAUCUUGAAAAGCAGAAAAAACUCUUCAAAAAUCAGACAGGGGAUAAGCUAUCGAAAGGCCGAGUGCCUGCGGGGAAGCAGAAAAGCGCCGCUGAGAAAGACGAAUCUAAAACCGAGAACAAGCCAUCCGUCGGACGAGGGAAGAAAAGGAAAUCUGAUCCAGUUUCUGAAGCGAAAAGUCCCGAGGAGCCUGAUCACGCUUUGAAGAUACCUUUGCCUGGCACCUUGAAAAGACAGCUGGUGGAAGACUGGGAAUUCGUUACUCAAAUGGGGAAGCUGGUAAAGUUACCUCGAUUUCCAUCUGUUCAAGAUAUCUUCAAAAAAUACACAGACUUCAAGACAAAGAGAGAUGGUGUAGUGGAGGACUCGUUAGUUGAGGUUCUGAAUGGUUUGAGAAGCUACUUCGACAAAUCUCUUCCGGCGAUGUUAUUAUACCCCCAGGAACGAGCCCAGUACGCUAGUGCAGUGCCACAUGGAAGCGACAUUAGUCCCAGCAGCAUAUACGGGGCAGAACACCUGCUUCGGUUAUUUGUUAAGUUGUCCGAGUUGCUUGUGUAUACAAACAUGGAGCAUGAAGCAUUGACCCAGCUGCAACAUAAAUUGGCGGAUUUUCUGAAGUUUCUCCAACGGAAUCAGAGCAACUUCUUUCUUACCAGUUAUGGUUGAGAUGCAGUUGUAGAUAUGAUAUUAUUUUCAUUGGAUUGUUUAGGGCCUCAUUGUAUUUUAAUUAGAUCAAAAAUGGUCUUCAUUGUUUUGUACA